This is a messenger RNA of Microthlaspi erraticum, 378 nucleotides long. NCBI's taxonomy places the organism in Eukaryota, Viridiplantae, Streptophyta, Magnoliopsida, Brassicales, Brassicaceae. The record is from the annotation of a GenBank genome assembly.
AUGGCGGACGAAGCAACAAGAAGUGCAUUUCUAGAGAUUCAAGCCAGCAUGAUUGAGCUCACCGAAAAGUUGAAGCAGGUCGAGAUGGGGCAAGCAGGACCAAGUGGAAGAGGUAGAGGGAGAGGGCGUGGAAGGGGACGUGGACGAAGUACUAAAACAGCAGAAAGAGAGCUUCUUCACCGCGAGAUGGAAAUAGCGCCAACCUCGUUCAACAUCGAGAUAAAGCCGCUUGAAGCCACAGCCUCAGGUGAAAUUAAACCAGAGGAAUAUCCGGCUUGGUCUAUCUCGGAUUUGGGGAAUAUCGAUCCAUUGCAGCUUACGAGUAUGGGUAAGAGGUUAGACGAAGAUGAGGAAGAUUAUGACAAGGAGGAAGCUUAA